UUUUCAUAAUCUUUAAUAGAAACAGCACUGCAGAAGAUGUAGAAUAUUUCAAGAGAGCAAAAUCUUAUUGUCAAAAAGUAGCAGUGAUACUUUUGAUGAUUAAUCAUUUCCUUGGUAGUCUACACCUUCAACUUUGUUGUGGCUUCUACUUUCGCAUUCGGAGGGAGUGGUGGGGUCCCAGGCAUCCUCUGAUAUAUUUUGGAUUUUGCUUUCAUCUUUCUUGGUCUGUUUACAUUUGGAUUAUUUGUUGGCAAAUAAAGGAAUCAAAUUUAUAUUAAGCCUCAUCAUUGGAGGAGCUGGGUUCUUGAAUAUUAUGAACCUAAUCAUUCUUUCAGUCAUUUCUAAAAAUGACUGAGAGGAUUCAUUUGAUUGUCCUCUUUAUGGAAGUAUUCCAGUGGUUGUGAUUAAUCUUCUAUUUAUUUGUGCUUUGGCAUUCCCAAGUCUGUAUUUUACAGCAGUGAUUUUAGCUCAUGUUCAUUCUUAGGAUCUGAAGAGAAUUCCUGACGAGGGAGAAGAUGUAGAUGCAAACCCUGCUGUAGUUGUUGAUAUGGACGGUCCAAUCCAAACUAUGGCCCCAAAUAUCAUAAGGAUCAAUAACCCCUACAUUGAUUCAAAUCCAGAAAAUCCGCAACCUCACUUAUUUAUGUCUCAGCCUCACCAAGUAAUUCCCACGCCAUCUGCACCAACCGAUCUCAACAUAGGAAUCCAAAUAGGAGUACAGCCUGCUCCAAAUCGUGCUAAUCUCAACAUCUCAAAAUCUCAAAAACAUUACAAUCCAAGUGCUCCUGCAAAAUAUAUGCCUCGCGGCCCAGCGGCCACUGGAAAUGGAGAAAUUGAAAUCGGUCAACUGGUCUAAGCUAAUUUAAUGUGCUAAAUAAUGACAUUUAUGAAUAA
This is a messenger RNA of Moneuplotes crassus, 894 nucleotides long. The record is from the annotation of a GenBank genome assembly. Lineage: Eukaryota; Ciliophora; Spirotrichea; Euplotida; Euplotidae.